Molecule: messenger RNA, 1804 nt
Organism: Chondrus crispus (carragheen)
Lineage: Eukaryota; Rhodophyta; Florideophyceae; Gigartinales; Gigartinaceae
Exons: 2
Coding region: 1-1590 (529 amino acids)
Biological process (GO): tRNA 3'-terminal CCA addition
Molecular function (GO): ATP:3'-cytidine-cytidine-tRNA adenylyltransferase activity; RNA binding
Source: RefSeq, a predicted model, not a curated record
AUGCGGAGGGCCUUCUCGCUCGCAUCCGGGGCCAGAGUUUCGGGAAAGACGAACGCUCCGAAGAUUCAGUUGUCGGCAUGGGAGACGAAGAUCUUUCGAUUCCUGGGUAGAGUUGCGUCCGUCGCAAGCACCACCGAGUCAAUAGAAGUACGUGUUGCUGGAGGAUGGGUUCGAGACAAAAUUCUUCAGCGGGCAACAGGUGACAUUGACAUUGCGGUCAGGAAUGUUACGGGGUAUCAGUUUGCUUCCCAGGUACAAGCUUUUGCGCGAGCGAAGAAAGCAGAAUUCUCAAAAGGAAACGAUGAAGAGGGUGGCAUUUCAGCAGUGGGAUGCAAAGAGUAUGUACCUGAUAUCUCAACCGUUGCUUUAAUCCCACCAAAUCCGUCUAUGUCUCGACAUCUUGAGACAGCAACGGUUCGUCUCGAUGGGCAGGACCUUGAUUUUGUGCAAUUGCGCACGGAGGAUUAUGCCACGGCUGAGGCACAUAGAGUUCCAACCUCAGUCUCUGCGGGCACACCCGAACAGGACUCUUUUCGGCGCGAUUUCACUAUCAAUGCUCUCUUCUACAACCUGCAAACUCGACAAGUGGAAGAUUUCACCUGUAACGGCCUGACGGAUCUGUCAAACGGCCUUGUAAGAACUCCAUUAGACCCUAAGACCACCUUGGUAGAAGACCCUUUGCGCGCCUUGCGGGCUGUUCGCUUUGCUUGUCGCUUGCAGUUUGAACUACAUCCAUCACUCUCCGCUGCCUUGUCCACAAAAGUCGUCAGAGACAAUCUGCAGCGAAAAGUCUCCCGAGAAAGGAUCGGUACCGAACUUCAUCAGAUUCUGGAUUCUCCGGAUGUUCUUCGUGGUUUGAAGAUGUUCGCCAAAUAUCAGUUGGUGGAAUCAGUCUUCAUGGAAGCUUUUCGUGCCACAACAGAAUCAGACACAUCACGCUAUCGCAAUGGUCUGAAGACAGUUGAACAAGCUUUAAGCCUUCUGUCGCACAACGAGAAGUGGUUGCUUGAUGACGAAAAGCAGAAAUUUCUACGCUACGGAGCGCAUGUUAUGAUCUAUAGUCUGCUGGUGUCGAAGGCAACUCGAGUUCGCAAACUUCUACAUGGUGCUCUCCGACAGCCAAAGCGCCUGCGACAGGAUGUCUGCUACGUCAUGCGAGAAAGUGCAGCUCUUGAAAACGUCCUUUCCAGCUGGUUCACGGCGCGCAUGAAUAACGAUGAAAUCGCAGAGAAACACUUCUGGAUUGAAAUUGCGGAAAUUGUGCAUAGUGCAGGUCAUUCUCUUUGGUUAGCUAUCGUCAUCUCUUCUUGCACCAAGAUUGGGGAAGAUCGUCUUCUUGAAGAAGUGCUCCGGAGCGGGGUGUCGUCGUCGCUUUGUUCUGUGUCGCCUGCACUAGAUGGGAAAAGAUUGCAAGCGGAACUUGGCAUACCCCCAGGACCUAAGGUUGGAAGGGCACUCAAAGAAUUAAUUCGGCUUCAGCUCCUCCAGUACCGGAGAGAGGAGAACGCAGCUGGACUACACCCUGUGCAACGAAGAGCGCCAAGCUCGGAGGUUUAUGUUGAAGUUCUAAAAGAGACGCUUUCUUCUUAAUAGUGGCGAAACGCGUGAACACGAUUCGAAUCGUGCGGAGAGUGUCUUCCUCUAUCCGCUUGUACAUUACUUGAUGUACUACAUCUAUUUCCAGUAUCGAAGCAGACUUAUGAACAACAAGCGCGUGGGAUCACUCCCAUUUAUUUGGCUAUUUCACAGUUACCGCUGCCGUGCACCAUGGCAGUGUGCAACCCUGUACAUUUUUUUGCAUACA